AUGUCGACAUGCGUACCCAAUUGUAUUUUUGCACCUUACUUUAGGUCUGAUGAGUGCAAUAAGUUUGCCAAGGUGCACAAGGUAUUUGGAGCUAGCAAUGUAAGCAAGAUCUUGAUCGAAGUGUCGGAAGAGCAGAGAGAGGACACCGUCAAUUCUCUCGCAUAUGAGGCAGAGGCAAAGCUCAGAGGCCUCGUUUAUGGAUGCAUUGAUGCCAUAGCUUUGUUGCAGAGGAAGAUGGUUGAGCUUCAACAUGAUCUCGCCAUUGCUAAGGAUCGUCUUGCACGAUGUCACGCUGCUGCUACUGUUCUCCCUUCUCCUGAUAUCUUGCGUGCCCAUGUUAGCCUCCCUCCAUUCCCUAACUUUUGCACUUCCUCCAAUGAUUUCAAUGAUAUCUUCUGCCACAGUUCAUCAUCUCAAUUAUUCAGCCGCCACGAAACGGUUGAUGAUUUCAACCAAAUCCCAUAUAUAUUUUAAUCUUAUGUAUGCAUGUUAUGGUCCCCUUUUCCAUGUAAUUAUUGUUAUCAGUCUUUCUAAUCAAUCAU
Molecule: messenger RNA, 542 nt
Organism: Vigna radiata var. radiata (mung bean)
Lineage: Eukaryota; Viridiplantae; Streptophyta; Magnoliopsida; Fabales; Fabaceae
Product: LOB domain-containing protein 21-like
Exons: 1
Coding region: 1-474 (157 amino acids)
Source: RefSeq, a predicted model, not a curated record